GUGGAAGGCGGGAGGUGAGCGCGUGUUUAAAAGACCAACGGAGGUCAGUCGUUCGAUGCUUGGGACGCCAUAACAAAGCAGGAGUGGUGGGGUCCAUGCCAUUCUACUAACACACUCUUCCAGCCACUCUGCAGGGCUUCUGUUAUUUAGACCGGUUUGGAGGCUGUUUCCUGCCAGGGGCUUACCUCCCAAAUCAUCACAAGCAACUCUCCAUCUGUUUGCAACCAUGUUUGAGACCAGUAGUGAUGACUUGUUCCUGCCUUCCUACCAAGAUGAGGAGUUAGUGGACAACCUGCUGUCCAGUGAGGAGUCAGAUGGAGUUGGUGGUGGACUCUCCCUGGCUAAGGCCCUGCUCCCCCUGGUAGAGUCAUCCUCCCCUCCACUCAUCCCCUGGGUCUGCUCCACCCGCUACAAGACGGAGCUCUGCACCAGCUACUCGGCUACUGGUUUCUGCAAGUACGCCGAGCGCUGCCAGUUCGCCCACGGCCUCCAUGAGCUCCACGUUUCCUUCCGCCACCCAAAGUACAAGACUGAGUUGUGUCGCAGCUACCAUACAACCGGCUACUGUUACUACGGCAGCCGCUGCCUGUUCGUCCACAACCCCACUGAGCAGCGCCCCGCCUUGCGCCGCCGCAGGAAUGUCCCCUGUCGCACCUUCCGCUCCUUUGGCGUUUGUCCCUUUGGGACCCGCUGUAACUUCUUGCACGUCGAGGGUGGAGAUGUCGGCAGCGGUUUGGAGUCGCCCGACGUUGGCAAGGAGAAGACUCCGCCUGUUCCCAACCCACAGCUCCAGCCGCAGAUGAAGGAGUGGAAGCCACGUGGAGCCCUGUGCCGCACCUUCAGCUCCUUUGGGUUCUGCUUGUACGGCACACGCUGUCGCUUCCAGCACGGCCUCCCCAGCAAGAUCAAAACCUCCGACCAAACCCAAGGAGGGUCCUUCUAUCCUCAGCCGUUCCCUGGCAGUUCAGGUUUACCUUCCCCCACCUCUCCUUUCACCACCACCUCACCAAACUCUUCAACCUCAUCUUCUCCUCCAUCAACCUCCCCUCUCGCCACCCCGCCUGCAGAGGCCACGGCCCACAACGCCUUCACCUUCUCCAGUCAGCACCUUAGUGACCUGCUGCUGCCGCUUGCCCUCCACCUUCAGCAGCUGGAGAGCAGCAAGGCCCAGGAGAUCUGGGACAACAGGGCACUCUAACUGGAUGUGGUCACAGUUGGAACCAGCAUCUGCACUAAACACCACCACAGCUCAAUUUUAAAUCUGUUUUUUGUUUUUAACACUUCUCCCUAGGAAAUUAAUUAAUUAUAUAUAAUUAUUUUUUUAACUUGAGGUUGUUUGACUUGCAAGCUUGUGUCAGCAGGUCAAGAAGGCCUUAAACUGAUCAGUUGUAGAUCAGGCAGUCUGGAAUAGAGCUGGACAGGUGGUCUCCUGAAUCCCUACAGGUGUAGCUAUGAGUGUAAUUUAAAUUUCUUUUUUUAAACUAUUGUAAAUACUUUAUUAAUGAACUGUGUAAAUGAAAUGUCUGACCACAGCAUCAUGAAUAAACAAAUUUUAAUCUUUAA
Siniperca chuatsi (mandarin fish) is the source of this 1563-nucleotide messenger RNA. It is a transcript of the gene cth1, whose product is annotated as cysteine three histidine 1. Gene Ontology annotation, molecular function: metal ion binding; mRNA binding. The record is from RefSeq and is a predicted model, not a curated record. Lineage: Eukaryota; Metazoa; Chordata; Actinopteri; Centrarchiformes; Sinipercidae. The transcript is spliced from 2 exons. Bases 227 to 1198 code for a protein of 323 amino acids.